Trematomus bernacchii (emerald rockcod) is the source of this 9743-nucleotide messenger RNA. It is a transcript of the gene tenm3, whose product is annotated as teneurin transmembrane protein 3. The record is from RefSeq and is a predicted model, not a curated record. Gene Ontology annotation, molecular function: protein heterodimerization activity; protein homodimerization activity; cell adhesion molecule binding. NCBI's taxonomy places the organism in Eukaryota, Metazoa, Chordata, Actinopteri, Perciformes, Nototheniidae. Gene Ontology annotation, biological process: signal transduction; heterophilic cell-cell adhesion; neuron development. Gene Ontology annotation, cellular component: neuron projection; membrane.
GGCAGAGGCAGGCGAGGAGACGGAGCGCUCACACACACACACACACACACACUCUCUCAGCGGCAGACAGCAGGAAGGGAUCGGAGUAAAGGAAGAGAAAUCUGCAUUGUCUUUAAGUGACUGUGAGGAGGAAAAGAAGAGGAGAAGAGGAGAGGAAGAAGAGGGUUGUCUUCCUCCAGUGUUUCCAUCCUCCAUCCCUCACUUGGAGCGCAGACAGAGGCAGUCCCACAGACAGAGCUGAGCUUUUUAUAUCUGUCCAAAGAAGAGGAGGUGUGUGUUAUUAUUCCCCUCAUGCCUGCCUGAAGGAGCCUAUGUGUUUUUGGGAGCAUUAACCCUUUACGCUGGGCGACACUGGAGUACUCACACACACAAGGUUCUCCAAUGCCCUCCCCCUCCUGUCCAUCAUCUGUCAUUGACCCAUCACAUCCACAAUCAGCCAAUCCUCAUGACAACCUGUUGUUAGGGGGCGUGGCUGAGCCAGACUCAGAGGAAGAGGAGGAGGAAGAGGAGGAGGAAGGAGAAGAAGAGGAGUAUGCAGCCAGAUUGUAUUUACCUGUAACCCAUGAGUUAUCCAAUCACCACGGCUCCACUCUGCCGCCGGUCCCCCCCCCUCACCGCCAGAAGCCCUCCAUCACAGCUCUCAACCAAUCCCUGGGCUCCUCGCACCACGCUGGCCAUUCACUGAACUCGACACGGCAGAUAACCCCUCCUACUGGAAGCCCGGCUCCUGUGGCCGGCCAAUCACCAGCCGAGCUGCAGACCACGCCCCCCGAGAGCGUCCCGCUGCAGGACAGCUGGGUGCUGGGUAGCAAUGUGCCUCUGGAGACAAGACACUUCCUCUUUAAGACUGGUACAGGCACCACCCCCCUCUUCUCCACGGCAACUCCUGGCUACACUAUGGCAACAGGCUCAGUGUACUCCCCCCCCACCAGGCCGUUGCCGAGGAACACCCUGUCCCGCUCUGCCUUCAAGUUCAAGAAAUCGUCCAAGUACUGCUCAUGGAGGUGUACGGCCCUCAGUGCAGUGGGACUCUCUGUACUGCUCGCCGUCCUGCUCUGUUAUUGUAUAGCGAUGCACCUGUUUGGUCUGAACUGGCAGCUUCAGGAGAGUGAGGGAUACGGAGCAUUUGAAAAUGGAGGAGGGGGAAGAGAUACAACUCCCAACACCUUCAUGGUGUCUACAGACAACGGAAAAAUGUUUCUUCUAGAGAACAACACCAUAGACACGGGGGAGGUGGAUGUUGGGAGGCGAGCCAUACAAGAUGUCCCCCCAGGUGUGUUUUGGAGGUCCCAGCUAUAUAUUGAUCAGCCACAGUUUUUGAAAUUCAACAUCUCCGUGCAGAAGGAUGCUCUUGUUGGAGUCUAUGGACGCAAAGGCCUGCCGCCCUCACACACACAGUACGACUUUGUGGAGCUUCUGGACGGCAGCCGCCUCAUUUCCAAAGACAAGCGGUCGCUCAGUGACACGGAUGCAGGACAUGCUCACGAGGAGGGGUCCGCAGGGGGGGCCCGACACACACGCUCUGUGAACGUGCACGGGGCCGGCUUCAUCCAGUACCUGGACACGGGGAUCUGGCACCUAGCCAUGUACAACGACGGGCGCAACACAGAACAAGUCUCCUAUAACACCAUCGCUAUAGAGUCGAUUAUGGAGUGUCCUCAGAAUUGUCAUGGAAACGGGGAUUGUCUCUCAGGAAUAUGUCACUGUUUCCCAGGAUUCCUAGGGCCUGACUGCUCUCGAGCCGCCUGCCCGGUGCUCUGCAGUGGGAACGGCCAGUACUCCCGCGGCCGCUGCCAGUGCUACAGCGGCUGGAAAGGCACUGAGUGUGAUGUGCCGGUCAACCAGUGCAUCGACAUCCACUGUGGAGGACACGGCAUCUGCAUCGUGGGAGCCUGCAUCUGCAACACCGGCUAUAAGGGCGAUAACUGUGAGGAAGUGGACUGCAUCGACCCCAGCUGCUCGGCUCACGGUGUGUGUAUUCACGGAGAGUGUCACUGUCAGCCGGGCUGGGGGGGGGCCAGCUGUGAGAUAGCUAAGGCCAUGUGUCCUGAUCAGUGCUCGGGCCACGGCACUCACAACGCAGAGACCAGCACCUGCAGCUGCGACCAGAACUGGACCGGGCCCGACUGCUCUCUAGAGGUGUGUGAAGUGGACUGUGGCAGCCAUGGCGUGUGUUACGGCGGUGUGUGUCGAUGCGAGGAGGGCUGGACAGGAAGUGUGUGUGACCAGAAGGCCUGCCAUCCACUGUGCAGCAAGAACGGAGUGUGUAAGGAGGGCAAGUGUGAGUGUGACCAAGGAUGGACAGGGGAGCACUGCAAUAUUGAGGGGUGUCCCGGUCUCUGCAACAACAACGGACGCUGCACUCUGGAGGCCAGUGGGUGGCACUGCAUCUGCCAAUCAGGGUGGAGAGGGGCCGGGUGUCACGUAGCCAUGGAAACACUCUGUACGGAUGGCAAGGACAACGAAGGAGAUGGCUUGACUGACUGUAUGGAUCCAGACUGCUGCCUGCAGCCCUCCUGCCAGAGCCAGUUAUACUGCAGAGGGUCUCCUGACCCGGGGGAGGUGCUGAGCCAGUCCCCGUCCUCAUUGAUUCCUCAGCAGGCUGCCAGGUCUUUCUACCAGCGCAUCCACUUCCUGCUGGGUGCUGAAUCCACUCACGUCAUCACUGGAGACUCUCCGUUCAAUAAAAGCCUGGUGUCGAUAAUUCGCGGUCAGGUGUUGACAGCUGAUGGAACACCUCUGAUUGGAGUCAACGUCACAUUUGUCCACUAUGCUGAACAUGGAUACACUGUGACACGCAAGGAUGGCAUGUUUGAUCUCCUGGCAAACGGCGGAGCUUCCCUAACGUUGAGUUUUGAGCGCGCUCCAUUCCUCACGCAGUACAGAACAGUGUGGGUGCCAUGGAACGUUUUCUAUGUGAUGGACACCCUGGUGAUGAAGAAGGAGGAGAAUGACAUCCCCAGCUGUGACCUGAGUGGCUUCAUCCGACCCAGCCCCGUCAUCGUCGCCUCUCCUCUGUCCACCUUUCACAGAUGUUCCUCUGAGGAUGGCCCCAUCAUACCUGAGACUCAGGUGUUACAAGAAGAAACCUCAAUACCAGGCAGUGAUCUGAACCUGAUCUACCUGAGCUCCAGAGGUGCUGGAUAUAAACCUGUCCUCAAAGUCACCAUGACACAGUCAUCAAUACCUUUCAACCUGAUGAAGGUUCACCUGAUGGUGGCUGUUGUGGGUCGCCUUUUCCAGAAAUGGUUCCCUGCGCAACCGAAUCUAUCCUACACCUUUAUCUGGGACAAGACAGACGCCUAUGGCCAACGCGUCUAUGGACUCUCGGAGGCCGUUGUAUCGGUGGGGUUUGAAUACGAGUCCUGCUUGGACCUGAUCCUGUGGGAGAAGAGGACGGCCAUCUUGCAAGGCUACGAGCUGGAUGCUUCCAACAUGGGAGGAUGGACGCUGGACAAACAUCACAUCCUGGACGUACAAAACGGUAUACUGUACAAGGGCAACGGUGAGAACAUCUUCAUUUCCCAGCAGCCCCCUGUCAUCAGCAGCAUCAUGGGAAACGGCCGUCGCCGCAGCAUCUCCUGCCCCAGCUGUAACGGGCAGGCGGAGGGCAACAAGCUGCUGGCCCCCCUGGCUCUGGCCUGCGGAGCCGAUGGCAGCAUCUUUGUGGGAGACUUCAACUACAUCAGGAGGAUCUUCCCCUCUGGGAAUGUUACCAGUGUCAUGGAGCUGAGCAACAACCCUGCUCACCGGUACUACCUGGCCACGGACCCGGUCACAGGACAGCUGUACGUGUCGGACACUAACUCCCGCCGCAUCUACAGACCCAAGACGCUCAGCGGCGCCCGUGACCUCAUCAGUAAUGGAGAAGUAGUGGCUGGUACAGGUGAACAAUGUCCUCCAUUUGAUGAAGCACGAUGUGGAGAUGGAAGAAAAGCUACAGAGGCACAACUGCUGGGACCUAAAGGGAUUGCAGUAGACAGGAACGGAUUGAUCUACUUUGUGGACGGGACUAUGAUCAGGAAAGUUGAUCGUAAUGGAAUCAUUUCCACGAUGCUGGGCAGCAACGACCUGACCUCUGCACGACCUCUGACCUGCGACACCAGCAUGCACAUAAGACAGGUUCGUUUGGAAUGGCCCACAGAUCUAGCCAUCAAUCCAAUGGAUAACUCCAUCUACGUCCUGGACAACAACGUUGUGCUGCAGAUCACUGAAAACAGACAGGUUCGUAUAGUGGCGGGGCGUCCCAUGCACUGCCAGGUCCCUGGGAUAGAAUACACCAUGGGGAAGAGGGCAGUGCAGACCAUGCUGGAGGGGGCCACAGCCGUCGCCCUGUCCUACAGCGGGGUCCUCUACAUCGCAGAGACGGACGAGAAGAAAAUCCACCGCAUCCGACAGGUGUCCACUGAUGGGGAAAUAACCCAGCUAGCUGGAGAGCCUUCUGACUGUGACUGCAAGAACGAUGCCAACUGUGACUGCUAUCAAACAGGAGACGGCUACGCUAAAGAUGCAAGGCUGAACUGCCCUGCGUCUUUAGUGGUGUCUCCUGAUGGGACCCUGUAUGUGGCUGAUCUGGGAAACAUCCGGAUUCGAGCCAUACGCUGCAACCAACCCCCCACUGGCUCCCUGGCUUCAGGACCCAGCUCCUAUGAAGUGGCCUCCCCCGCCUCCCAGGAGCUCUACGUGUUUGAUGGGAACGGGACUCAUCAGUUCACCAUGUCUCUGGUCACUGGAGACUAUAAAUACAACUUCAGCUACAGCAAUGAGGAGGAUGUUACGGCAGUGACGGACAGCAGUGGGAACACCCUGCGUAUCCGCAGAGACACCAACAGGCUGCCUGUACGCGUGGUCGCCCCUGACAACCAGGUCAUCUGGCUGACCAUCGGGACUAACGGAGGUCUGAAGACUCUCACGGCUCAGGGUCAGGAACUGGUCUUGUUUAGUUACCAUGGAAAACAGCGGCUUGCUGGCUACCAAGAGCAUCAGAUAGGCUGGACCACCUUCUAUGACUAUGACAGCGAGGGACGUCUGAACUAAUGUGACCUUCCCCACCGAGUGGUGACCAAUCUCCACGGCGACAUGUCGUCAGGGGCUGUUGCUGUGGACAUUGAGACGUCAGGGAGGGAUGAGGACGUUCCAUAAAACCAAUCUGUAGUAAUAGACUAAUUCUACACUAUGGUGCAGGACCAGCUUCGUAACAGCUACCAUGUGGGGAGCGACCACUCACUGAGGGUGAUCUAUGCCAAUGGGAUGGACACACACUACCAGACAGAGCCCCACAUACUGGCAGGUGCUGCUAACCCAACUGUAGCCCGACGCAACAUGACGCUGCCAGGAGAGAACGGCCAGAACCUGGUGGAGUGGAGGUUCAGGAAGGAGCAGACCCGGGGGAAAGUCAUCGUGUUCGGGAGGAAGCUCAGGGUGAAUGGUAGGAACCUGCUGUCAGUGGAUUACGACCGUUCGCUGCGAACAGAGAAAAUAUAUGAUGACCACAGGAAGUUCCUGCUGAAGAUCAUCUAUGACACACAAGGCCAUCCCACACUGUGGGUUCCCAGCAGCAAGCUGCUGUCGGUCAACCUCACAUACUCCAGUACGGGGCAGGUGACUGGCCUCCAGAGGGGUCCCACCACAGAGAAGUGGGAGUAUGACAGCCAGGGACGAAUCAUUUCCCGAGUGUUCGCUGACGGGAAGAUUUGGAGCUACACCUACUUGGAUAAGUCCAUGGUGUUGCUGCUGCACAGCCAGCACCAGUACAUCUUUGACUUUGACUCCGGGGACCGUCUGUCCGCGGUCACCAUGCCCAGCGUGGCUCGACACACCAUGCAGACCCUCCGAUCCAUAGGGUACUACAGGAACAUCUACAACCCCCCAGAGAGCAACGCCUCUGUGACUGUGGACUACUCUGAAGAUGGACAGCUCCUCCGAAUUGCCCAUCUAGGCACGGGCCGCCGUAUACUGUACAAAUAUCGCAGACAGAACAAGCUGGCAGAGAUCCUCUAUGACUCCACUCGGGUCAGUUUCACGUAUGAUGAGACGGCUGGUGUUCUUAAGACCGUCAACCUGCAGAGCGAAGGCUUCAUCUGCUCCAUCAGGUACCGGCAGAUCGGCCCUCUGGUCGAUCGGCAAAUCUUCCGCUUCAGCGAGGACGGCAUGGUGAACGCUCGCUUCGACUACACGUACGACAACAGCUUCAGAGUGACCAGCAUGCAGGCUGUGAUCAACGAGACGCCGCUGCCCAUCGACCUGUACCAGUUUGAUGAUAUAUCUGGGAAGGUGGAGCAGUUUGGGAAGUUUGGAGUCAUCUAUUAUGAUAUCAAUCAGAUCAUCUCCACAGCAGUGAUGACAUACACCAAACACUUCGACCAGCACGGCCGCAUCAAGGAGAUCCAGUAUGAGAUCUUCAGGUCUCUGAUGUACUGGAUCACCAUUCAGUACGAUAACAUGGGCCGAGUCACCAAGCGGGAGAUCAAGAUUGGACCAUUUGCCAACACAACCAAAUAUGGAUACGAGUAUGACGUUGAUGGACAGCUACAGACGGUCUCCCUCAACGAGAAGAUGAUGUGGAGAUAUAAUUAUGACCUGAAUGGGAACCUGCAUUUGCUGAACCCGGGCAACAGUGGUCGUCUGACCCCGCUACGCUACGACCUGAGGGACAGAAUCACCCGUCUGGGAGAUAUUCAGUACCGGAUGGAUGAAGACGGCUUCCUGAGGCAGAGAGGAGCUGAGAUAUUUGAAUACAACUCCAAAGGGCUCCUAGUUCGUGUGUACAGUAAGGCGGCCAGCUGGACCAUCCAGUACCGGUAUGAUGGUCUUGGUCGGCGAGUGGCGUCCAGAAACAGUCUGGGCCAACACCUUCAGUUCUUCUACGCUGACCUGAACUACCCCACCAGGAUCACCCACGUCUACAACCACUCCAGCUCCGAGAUCACAUCCUUUUACUACGAUCUGCAGGGCCAUGUGUUUGCCAUGGAGAUCAGCAGUGGAGAGGAGUUCUACAUUGCCUGUGAUAACACUGGGACCCCGCUGGCUGUCUUCAGCAGCAAUGGACUAUUGCUUAAACAGGUGCAGUACACGGCGUAUGGGGAGGUGUACUUUGAUUCUAACCCAGACUUUGUGCUGGUGAUUGGUUUCCACGGAGGUCUGUAUGAUCCUCUCACGCGGCUGCUGCACUUCGGAGACAGAGACUACGACAUCCCUGCUGGAAGGUGGACCACUCCUGACAUCAGCACAUGGACACGUGUUGGUAAAGACCCCCAGCCCUUCAACCUCUACAUGUUCAGAGGCAACAACCCCAUCAGCAAGAUUCACCAGGUCAAAGAGUAUGUCACAGAUGUCAAUAUCUGGUUGGUUACGUUUGGAUUCCAUCUCCACAACGCAAUCCCAGGAUUCCCCAUUCCUAAAUUUGACCUGACGCAGCCGUCACUGGAGAUGAAGAAGAGCCAGCUGUGGGACGACCUGCCUUCCAUCUCGGGGGUCCAGCAGGAGGUGACCCGUCAGUCUCAGGCCUUCCUGUCCUUUGAGCGGAUGCCAGAAAUCCAGCUGAGUCGGCGGCACUCAGACCACACCAAACCCUGGCUGUGGUUCGCCACCGUCAGGUCUCUGAUCGGCAGGGGAGUGAUGCUCGCUGUGAUCCAAGGCCGCGUGGUGACCAACGCCCUCAACAUUGCCAAUGAGGACUGCAUCAAGGUGGCUGCAGUCUUAAACAACGCCUUCUACCUUGAAGACCUGCACUACACCGUAGAGGGCCGGGACACACACUACUUCAUCAAGACCAGCCUGCCGGAGAACGACCUCAGCGCGCUGCGGCUCACCUCAGGCAGGAAGUCGCUGGAGAACGGUGUGAAUGUCACGGUGUCGCAGUCCACCACGGUGAUGAAUGGGAGGACGCGGCGCUUUGCUGAUGUGGAGCUGCAGUACGGCUCUCUGGCGCUCCACGUGCGCUACGGCACCACGCUGGACGAGGAGAAGGCUCGGAUCCUGGAGCAGGCCCGGCAGAGGGCGCUGUCGAGCGCCUGGGCCCGCGAGCAGCAGCGGGUCAGAGACGGAGAGGAGGGGGUCCGGCUGUGGACGGAGGGAGAGAAACGGCAGCUGCUGAGCAGCGGGAAGGUUUUAGGGUUCGACGGAUACUACGUGUUGUCCAUAGAGCAGUACCCUGAGCUAGCUGACAGUGCUAACAACAUGCAGUUCCUACGGCAGAGUGAGAUAGGGAGGAGGUAACACGGCUCACAACGUCUCAUUUCUACCCCACUAUGACUGUCAGACUAACAAAAAGUGAAAAGAAAGGAUUUAUAGUGAAGAUCAUUAUGGAACAUAAUGAAACUACAGAUGUGAUGGUUUAAAACUGUCGUCAUGAGGCUGCAGGAAGGUUCAGUCUUUUGCCUUUUCUCUCUUUCUUUUUCUUUCUAAAUGUUCUUUCUUUCUAUCUGUCGCCCUGUUGUCUGCCUUUAAACAGCCUGCACGCAUGCCCCUCCCCCUCUCUCUGGUAGGCGGGACUAACCUGAUUCAUAAAAUCGUGUGCGUCUAGCUGUGAACCUGUGGGAUGUAGAGACUUGUUUAAUUAGCCAGCGGAGCAUUUCCACAGCCGUCACAGCUAGGUGAGCUCUAAGCAUUUAGACAGUUGUAACUGUCAGCAGUCCUCAGAACAAUGUGCUCGCUCACAGAUGUUGCAGGCUUCUCAUCUGUGAGCCGUCUCUGGGUUAAUGGCCUCUGUGAGCCGUGUCUACAGGAUCUCUUGUUCCAUGGCUGAAGGAACUGGAACUGCUGUUGAACUGAUGUGGACUCUCUAAGACAGACAGGCACAAAAAAAAGACGACAAUUUGUACGAAGGAGAAAAAAAAGACUUGUUUUCUGUUUGGAUUUUUGUUUUGUUUUUAUAUAUUAACUUGCAUUUGCUUCAGACAAAAAGGGGAUUCAAAAAUGAACAAAAAAUGUUUACAUACUAUUACCUAUACCACUAUUACUACUCUUAUUACACCACCAUCACCGCCACCACUGGAAUGGACCAUGAUCUGAACUGAACAAAACUUUUAAGUUGUGUUUUUGUUUCCUCCUUAUCUAUUAUCUGUUGGUCCGUUUGAACCACUCCUUCUCAUCCCCUGUCCUCUUACAAAGUCUAUAAGAAUGUACAGUUUCAGACUACAAUCAGCAGCGGUCUAUGAGGAAACAGGGCCAGCUCGGCUGUUUCUGAUUGGUUGUGGACCCUCAGUCGGGGGUCCUUCACUUCUGCAGAAUGGGACUCAGCCUCAUAAUGCAUCGACCUUGUGCUUUUAUCGGUCAAAGGUAGUAGUAAUGCUUGCAAUAGAAACAUGUUGUCAUGGCUUUGGGGGAGGGUUGCUGUGGGUAGGAACUAAGUGUUGCUUCUCUCCUCGUUUUUGCUGGUUUCUCCUUAAAGGGACAGUGCAUUGCCAUCAGUGACUUUAAUGAGUAACAGUGAUAGAUCAAAAAUCGAUGUGGAUGUUUUCUCAUUGAUUGUGGGUCUCUCUACUCUUAUCUGGAGUUUUCUUUGUGUGUAUGUGUGUUUACCAGGUUGGGACGGCAUCUUUAAUCAUUUUAAAGGAAAGAACAGGAACUUCACACAGCGUUAACAUCAUAUGCCACCAAUCUUUUUUCAAAGACAAGUUGACAAUGUUUUUUAUUUUGAAGCUUGAGAAAUUCCACUUAUCCGUGCAUCAAUAUUAGUCUCAGAGAAAGUAAUUUAUGUACAGUGUUUCUACGGUAAAGAAUAAAAUUCCUUGAAACUACAA